CGGCGUCCCGCCCCGGCCGCGGCCGCCCCGCCCCGCCGCGGCCUCCCCUCGGCUUCCGGCCGCCGGGGGCCGGUAACAAUGCGCGGGCCGGCGGCCGGGACCGGCCAUGGCGGUGAAUUACGCGGCCGGGCUCUCCCCCUACUCAGACAAGGGCAAGUGCGGCCUCCCCGAGAUUUUUGACCCCCCCGAGGAGCUGGAGCGGAAGGUGCAGGAGCUGGCAGACUUGAUCAGGAGUUCCUCCAAUGUGGUGUUCCACACUGGGGCUGGCAUCAGCACUGCCUCAGGGAUUCCUGACUUCAGGGGGCCCAAUGGUGUCUGGACAAUGGAAGAGAAGGGGCUGUCCCCCAAAUUUGACACCACCUUUGAGAAUGCCAGGCCCUCCAAGACUCACAUGGCACUGCUGGGGCUGCAGAGAGUUGGCAUCCUGAAGUUCCUGGUCAGCCAGAACGUGGAUGGGCUUCACGUGCGCUCCGGAUUCCCACGGGACAAGCUGGCCGAGCUCCAUGGGAACAUGUUUGUGGAGGAGUGUGUGAAGUGUGGCAAGCAGUACGUGCGGGACGCCGUGGUGGGCAGCAUGGGGCUGAAGCCCACGGGCAGGCUGUGCAGCGUCACCAAGGCCCGAGGCCUGAGGGCAUGCAGAGGGAAGCUAAGGGACACCAUUCUGGACUGGGAGGACGCCCUGCCCGACCGCGACCUGACGCUGGCAGACGAAGCCUGCAGGAAAGCUGAUCUCUCUGUCACCCUGGGCACCUCCCUGCAGAUCAAACCCAGCGGCAACCUGCCGCUGAUCACCAAGAAGCGAGGGGGGAAGCUGGUCAUAGUCAACCUGCAGGCAACCAAACACGACAGGCAGGCUGACCUGCGCAUCCACGCCUACGUGGACGACGUCAUGACGAAGCUGAUGAAGCUGCUGGGGCUGGAGGUGCCGGAGUGGGCAGGGCCGGUGGUGGUGGAACGUGCUGAGCUCAUCAGACCUGAGCAGCUCUUCAAAUGGGACCCCGGGGCGCAGGGGCUGCUGAAAGAGGAACCCCCCCUCCCCCAGCACAACGGCACGGGGGGGCUGUGCCCUGGCCUCGGGACCGCGCUGGGGGAGCGCCGCGAGAGCCUGAAGCAGGAAUGCCCCAGCCCGGACACGGGGCCAGCGGCGGUGAAGAAGAUGAAGGUGGAGCCUCUCCUCACCUGACCCAGACUGUUCCCUCUCUCUCUGUGCCACUUUUCCUACCGACUGUUUUUUAUGUCCUCAACCAUUGUCCUGUUUUUUUAUGUGAGUAUCAAACACACCUGAGCCGCCCAGGGCCUGGCAAGAGCCUUCUUGGGCAUGGCUCAGCUGGAUGAAGGAUCCCCCACAGGAGAUGGCUGUGGGGCCCAGCAGACCCCAGAGGGGCAGAGCCUGGUGCUGGGGCAGUGGUGCUUAGGGGUCAGUGGGGCAGCUGAUGCCAUCUCAGAUGAAGCUGGGGCUGGGUGGUGGUUGGGAUGAGCUGAUGUGAUCUGGCUGGGAGCUGCCUGCAGAGCCCAUCCUGGUUGUGAUCUGGUGCCAUGGGAGAACGUUGCUGGGUGGUGGAGAGGACAGGGACUGGUGCUGGCUGACUCCUGGCUGGGAGCUGUGGGAUGGUGCCCCAGUCCCACUGCUCCUCCCUCUGCCUCCUCCUGUGCCUACUGCUCUGGGGCAACCCCAGGCUGGGUCUGGCCCCCUGUCCCAGCUCAGCUCGUGGCAGCUGGGCCCAAGGUGUUCCUGGCCCAAGGGUCCUUGCAAGCUUGUGGCUCUCCCCCUGUCACACCACAGCAGGUGGCUUUUCUCCAAAACACCUUGUAUUUCCAGAUCAAAAUAAAGCUUAAAAAAACCCAAACCAAAAC
This is a messenger RNA of Dryobates pubescens (Downy woodpecker), 1854 nucleotides long. It is a transcript of the gene SIRT6, whose product is annotated as sirtuin 6. The transcript is spliced from 8 exons. Gene Ontology annotation, molecular function: NAD+ binding. The record is from RefSeq and is a predicted model, not a curated record. NCBI's taxonomy places the organism in Eukaryota, Metazoa, Chordata, Aves, Piciformes, Picidae. Bases 107 to 1183 code for a protein of 358 amino acids.